Molecule: messenger RNA, 4250 nt
Organism: Apus apus (common swift)
Lineage: Eukaryota; Metazoa; Chordata; Aves; Apodiformes; Apodidae
Gene: SUV39H2
Product: SUV39H2 histone lysine methyltransferase
Exons: 6
Coding region: 23-1246 (407 amino acids)
Cellular component (GO): nucleus
Molecular function (GO): histone H3K9 methyltransferase activity; protein binding; zinc ion binding
Source: RefSeq, a predicted model, not a curated record
AGCCGCGCGGGCCCUCCCCAAGAUGGAGGGCUGGCGAGGAGCUUGGUAUGUGCCAUGUCUAGCUUCAAUUGAGACCCUCCAAGAAUUAUGUAGGAAGGAAAAUCUCAGAUGUAAAUCCAUUGGAAUCACCAACAAGAGUCUAAAGAGAUAUGAGGUGGAAUAUUUGUGUGACUACAAGGUAGAAGAGGGCACAAAAUACUAUCUUGUGAAAUGGAAAGGAUGGCCAGAAUCUUCAAAUACUUGGGAACCUCAGAAAAAUCUGAAUUGCCCAUUGCUUCUUCAGAACUUUCUUAGUGACAGGGAUGAAUACCUGUCUCGAUUGAGAGAAGGCAAAGCACUGAAAUUAAGAAACCACCUUAAAGCUUUGAAACCAGCAGUUACAGAUUACAUUGUAAAGAAAGCUAAGCAAAGAAUAGCUCUGAAGAGAUGGAAAGAAGAACUCAACAGGAAAAAGAACCAUAAAGCAAUGAUUCUGGUAGAAAACACUGUGGAUCUUGAAGGCCCUCCUAUAGACUUCUACUACAUUAAUGAGUAUAAACCAGCUCCAGGAAUAAAUGUAAUAAAUGGAAUAACGACUGGCUGUGAAUGUGCUGACUGCCCUGCUGAAAAGUGCUGUCCGAAGGAGGCUGGAUUUAUUUUGGCUUACAAUAAACAUAAGAAGUUGAAAAUCCAGCCUGGCUUGCCCAUCUAUGAAUGCAAUUCAUUUUGUAGGUGUGGGCCUGACUGCCCUAAUAGGAUAGUACAGAAAGGUACACCAUAUUCUCUUUGCAUCUUCAGAACUAACAAUGGCCGUGGUUGGGGUGUAAAAACCCUCCAGACAAUUAAAACCAACAGUUUUGUGAUGGAGUAUGUUGGAGAGGUGAUUACAAGUGAGGAAGCAGAGAGACGAGGUCAGCUAUAUGACAACCAGGGAAAUACAUACUUGUUUGAUUUGGACUAUGAUUCAGAUGAAUUUACAGUAGAUGCAGCUCGAUAUGGAAACGUGUCCCACUUUGUGAAUCACAGUUGUGAUCCAAAUCUUCAAGUCUUCAACGUCUUCAUUGAUAACCUCGACUUGCGUCUUCCUCGAAUAGCACUGUUUUCUACACGAACCAUCAAGGCUGGAGAAGAGCUCACUUUUGACUAUCAGAUGAAAGGUUCAAUAGAUCUGACUUCAGACUCUGCUGAUGGUCUUAGCCCAUCCAAAAAGAGGAUCAGAACUGUCUGUAAAUGUGGAGCUGUGUGUUGCAGAGGUUAUCUCAACUGAGUUUCAGUAUCCAAAGUCACAAAUACUUCGUUCUCUUCUGAAUGUGUUUUAAGAAGACUCCUCUUUCACACAUAUAUCCAAGUAUUCUUACAUCUAAUGUAAAUAAGUACAGUGAAAACAAGGCAUUGCAUUUGUAAUCAAAAUGGCAUUGGCCAAAGAGAGAGAUGUAGUGUUUCAGGCAAAUACAAAACUGAUAACGGGGAUUAAAAAUUGAUUUUUAGAACUGUUAUUUAGGAAGCAGGAAAAUGUAUGCUAAGAAAGCUCUGUAAAAUGUACCUUGAUUUGAAUAUUUGAAUGGCAGUUUAGAGCUGUUGGCCUUUUGCACUGAUUUCAGUGGUAUGAAGUGUUGUUACGUAUUUUCUAUACCUUGAAAAAGUCUGGAGGCAUUUGAGUUUUAUAUCAUAGCUGACAGUUCUUUUGCCUUUCUGUUUUAUCAAGAAAAGCAUCAGGAGAUUAGCAAUAACAUUUAUGGCACUGGGGUGGAGGAUUAAGGACAGGGCAUCAAACUGCAUCUAAAUGGAGGUUCACAGAACACAAACCCUGAGAUGCCCAUUGAGCUCCACGCAAGUAAAACAAGUGGUUUUAGCAGGUUCCAGAUGUAAGAUCAACAUAUUGAGUAUUUUCAGCUCACGUUACAUUAUUUAGAAGUUAAGUAGAAGAUUUUUCAGUUGUGUUCUGAUUUUUUGGUUAGGAUGUUAUAGGAGGCCUGCACUUCUACAGAAAAUGUGUAAAUAUAAGAUGAUCAGUAGUGACAUGUUUUGUUUGCUUUCAUUGCAGAAAUUUGGCAGCAAUUGCUGAAAUUAGUUACUGGCUACCAUUUGGAAAUAGAUAACAAGAGAAUAGGGGGAACAGCCCAUUGUCUGACAGAGGUGUUGGGUGCAAAAAUGCCCUGGGAACUGAUUUGUAUCGACAGCUGGUUUUGAUUCAGUUUUUACAUACUGUGACUUUUUUACCUAGCGACAGUCUUUCAGGAUACUAGGCCUGUUUUUUCUUGUUGCAAAAAUGUUAACUUCAGUGAAGUUAGACGAGGGCUGAGUUCACCCAUUUGCUGUAGACAUUUGUAAGAUGUGCUUGAAUGUAAAGGCUGAGAGAUGUACUGUUGUUCAGCUGCUUGAGUCUUCUUUUUUUUUUUUCUAAUUGUCUUAAAAGUUGUCUCAGUCUGUUCAUAAUGUAUGCUAAGUUUUGCUUGGCUUCAAAAACACUGAAGGGCAAUUUGAGGUAGGUUAUGAGUGGAGUUACAGCCAAGGUCCAUGCUCCGGGGAUGAUUGAAGUGCUUUAUUCUCAUGAAUUGAAAGCUUGUAAAACUUGCAUAUUGCUUGCAAAUAAUGUAAAUGUUGAUAGGGUCAGGCAGAAUAAUGGUGCUCCAUAAAUGGAUGCUCCAUAAAUGGAUGCUCGCUAUGUAUCAUAGGUCAGCUAGUUACCUUUAUAAGGUGCACAGCUGUUGGCUCAGGUGAAUGAAGUCGAGUACCCAGCUUAUAACCGUUUACUUAAUUUGUUAGAAAAUGCCUUAAAUUUCCUGUUAAUUACCAGCACUCCAAAAAAAGAAGUGUGUUUCAAAGGAUAAUACAGGUUGAUUGUUCACCAACAAGCACAGUUGCAUCUGCUCUGAAGAUCCGUCUCUUUGGCAGGAAGUGAAAUUUUUCUCUGCUACAGCCCAAAUUGGUUUCAUGGUUGGGGUGACAAGUCUGGGCCACUGAAAGUGCUCUGUAAGGUUUGUAAUCUACCAGGUGAAGAGAUCCAUGUUGAAAUAGAUACCUUAUAUUGUUUAAUGAAUACGAGAAAGUUUGCUUAGAUUUACAAGUAUUUGGUAUUGCCACCCUCCCCUGUACCCGUGCACUUGGAUAAAUCCUGAAUAGUUAAAUUUUUAUCAUGUCACACCUUUUUUGUUUGUUUUAAUGAUUUUGUUUGUUUUAAUAUAAAGUUGAAGUGGAAUGUGGAGCUUUAAUGUUAGCAAACUCUAAAUGAUCCUUGCAUCAUUUGGAGUCACUAGUGCUUUCUCUUGCAUGUAGCCUCAGGCAGCGAUGCAUUCCAUGUGGGUGGAAUCUCCAGCUCCUUAAUCCACUGCAGUCUGCAGCCCUCCCUGUUGGUACAGGAUGGCAAGAGUGGCUUAGAAACAGAUUCCUUACUAAAUCAGUGUCUCUGGCCUCUCCUGUGCAAGAUGACACAGGGCUGGUUUGACAUGCUUUUUUUCUACCUAUAGCCAUGCCCAGUCUGAUUUAAAAAUUACAAGUAAAUGUAUUCUAAGGAUGUCUUGCUAGUUUUACUUGAGUUUUAGUGUCUGCCUUUUUGUUCAGAGCAGUAAAUGUUACCACCAGCACUGGAAUAACACUGCAAUUCUUUUAAGGAUAUGUGUGUUGCCUCUUGUGCGGUAAAUAAAGGAUCAUUAAUUGAUGUUCUGGGAGGUAACAGUACUUUGUAUUUAUUCAAAGUAAACCCAUGCAUCCAAUUUCGAGCCUUGAACAGUAUUUUCUAUUUAUGUACUCACAGUGCAUUUGCAUUGCAGACAGCAAAUGAGCUUCCUGGGACACUGUGUCACUUUGAAAACUCCUUUUGCUGUUUUUAUGUGUUCGGGGAAAAAACUGCCCAAUUGGAAAAGGAGAAAAAGCUAUUUUCAGUUUCUUAAGGACCCUAAACCAGCCUAGCUUCUGCUUUUGUUUUGCUUUGUGGUCUGUUAGCAUCAUCAUGGCUACCAGGUUCAGUUGUGUAUAAGCACUUCUUAGGGACUGGUAACAUGUAAUCUGUCCUUUACCUGUUCUCUUUGGUUGGGUUGAAUUUUACUUUCUUUUUUUCUUGGUAGCAAAACUAAAGAUGCAAGAUCACCUAUAAGAAAAGCUAUUGUCUAUUUAUUUAAUCUCAAAGGUUAAGUCAAUCUUUUGGUUAUUUCUAAUGUAUGUUUUAGGAAUAUGCAGUUUGUAAGCUCAGGAACAUUUUCUUUUCAUAAAGUGUGAUCUCUAGUGUUGCUAUCUUCCUAUAGUUUUUGAUAAAAUAAAUGAAAUUUAGUUUU